Molecule: messenger RNA, 1709 nt
Organism: Cebus imitator (Panamanian white-faced capuchin)
Lineage: Eukaryota; Metazoa; Chordata; Mammalia; Primates; Cebidae
Gene: TRIM59
Product: tripartite motif containing 59
Exons: 3
Coding region: 271-1482 (403 amino acids)
Biological process (GO): cilium assembly
Cellular component (GO): centrosome; intraciliary transport particle B; cilium
Molecular function (GO): zinc ion binding
Source: RefSeq, a predicted model, not a curated record
GCUCUGAGUCUUUUUUCUUUACCUGGAGCACAGGCUGGUGUGCCCAGUGUGUUUGGUGACGAUGGAGGAGGGUGGCUUGGGUCCUGCACUCAUUCCGUCUUGUCCCACACGGGAGUUUGGGGAACCACUUUCCCGCCCCUCCACUCUGGAGCUGGGUUCCUGUGAGGGAGGAGGCCUCUCUGGUGGCGAGUAAUAAGAAUAAAAGAUUCUGGAAGAGUUGGAGAAGAUAGUGCAUUCAGUCCCCAAACCAGCAGAUCGGCAAAGUAGGAAAUGCACAAUUUUGAGGAAGAGUUAACUUGUCCUGUAUGUUACAGUAUUUUUGAAGAUCCUCGUGUACUGCCAUGCUCCCAUACAUUUUGUAGAAAUUGUUUGGAAAAUGUUCUUCAGGCAUCUGGUAACUUUUAUAUAUGGAGACCUUUACGAAUUCCACUCAAGUGCCCUAACUGCAGAAGUAUUAUUGAAAUUGCUCCAACUGGCAUUGAAUCUUUACCUGUUAAUUUUGCUUUAAGGGCCAUUAUUGAAAAGUACCAGCAAGAAGACCAUCCAGAUAUUGUCACCUGCCCCGAACAUUACAGGCAACCAUUAAAUGUUUACUGUCUACUAGACAAAAAAUUAGUUUGUGGUCAUUGCCUUACCAUAGGUGAACAUCAUGGUCAUCCUAUAGAUGACCUUCAAAGUGCCUAUUUGAAAGAAAAGGACACUCCUCAAAAACUGCUUGAACAGUUGACUGAUACACACUGGACAGAUCUUACUCAACUUAUUGAAAAGCUGGAAGAACAAAAAUCUCAUUCUCAGAAAAUGGUCCAAGGUGAAAAGGAAUUUGUUCUCCAGUAUUUUAAGGAGCUUAAUGAUACAUUAGAACAGAAAAAAAAAAUUUUCUUAACAGCUCUCUAUGAUGUUAGCAAUCUGAUUAAUCAAGAAUAUACUCCACAAAUUGAAAGAAUGAAAGAAAUAAGAGAGCAGCAGCUUGAAUUAAUGACACUGACAACAUCUUUACAAGAAGAGUCUCCACUUAAUUUUCUUGAAAAAGUUGAUGAUGUACGCCAGCGUGUACAGAUCUUGAAACAAAGACCACUUCCUGAGGUUCUACCUGUUGAAAUUUAUCCUCGAGUAAGCAAAGUAUUGAAAGAAGAAUGGAACAGAACAGAAAUUGGACAAAUUAAUAAAGUUCUCAUUCCCAAAAUGAAAAUUUCUCCAAAAAGGAUGCCAUGUUCCUGGCCUGAUAAGGAUGAAAAGGGAAUUGAAUUUUUAAAAAUUUUAAACGUUGUUAUAGUUACAUUAAUUUCAUUGAUACUGAUGUUGAUACUCUUUUUCAACCAACACAUCAUAACCUUUUUAAAUGAAAUUACUUUAGUAUGGUUUUCUGAAGCCUCGACAUCCAUUUACCAAAGUUUCUCUAACAGUCUGCAUGAUGUAAAGAAUAUACUGUAUCACAUUUUCUAUUUAUUGAAGGAAUUCAUGAGGAAAAUAGUUUCUUAUUGAAAACGUCAAUCUGAGUUGUUUAAAUGGGCUUCUUCUGUGCAGUAGAGAUUAACCAUUGCUAAAUGAAAAAAUAGCAAACUGAGCUUUAUUAGCGCUGCAACUAAUAGAAAUAUUGUUUAUAUUUGUUGCUUCUUUUGGUUAGCAAUGAUAUGUCAAAGUUAGAAAUGAGAUACCUGAAAUAUUCAAAUUAUUGGGAAAUAAAAUCUAGUAACUACUUUGAAAAUUAA